AUGAUAACCACCGCCCUGACCAUCGCCGGCUCGGAUUCCGGUGGCGGCGCCGGCAUUCAGGCCGAUCUGAAGACCUUUGCGGCCCUCGGUGUGUACGGCACCAGUGCCAUCACGGCCAUUACGGCGCAGAAUACCUGCGGCGUUGACGCCGUGCAGGCCGUUGAUGCCGACGUCGUGGCGGCCCAGAUUCGCACCGUGGCGUCCGACAUUCCCAUCAGCGCCGCCAAGACCGGCAUGCUGUUUUCAACCGACAUUAUUCGCGCCGUCGCUGCCGCCGUGCGGGCCGCCAACCUGCCAUUUCUGGUGGUUGACCCCGUCAUGGUAGCCACGAGCGGCGACCGCCUGCUACAGCCCGACGCCGAGGCCAGCUUGCAAAACGAGAUCAUCCCCUUAGCCACCGUCGUGACGCCCAACUUGGCGGAAACGGAAGUGCUGACCGGAGCCAAGGUUCACACGCUCGACGACAUGCGCGCCGCCGCCGAGCAUCUGGUUGCACACGGCGCCGCCGCCGUGGUGGUGAAGGGCGGACAUGCCAUGACCAAGGCCACGGACGUGUUCUACGACGGCAACCGCAUGGAACUGCUGGAGAGCGUGGUGGUCGACACGACGAGCACGCACGGCACCGGCUGCACCUUUUCCGCCGCCAUUUGCGCUUAUCUGGCGCGCGGCGCCACCUUGCUGGAGGCCGUGCGCCGCGCCAAAACCUAUCUCACCGGCGCCCUGCAGAACGCUGACCCGAUCGGGCAAGGCAGCGGGCCGGUGGGGCACUUUUGGAACGUCACCCAUGCCGCGGAUUAG
Geodia barretti is the source of this 798-nucleotide messenger RNA. Lineage: Eukaryota; Metazoa; Porifera; Demospongiae; Tetractinellida; Geodiidae. The record is from the annotation of a GenBank genome assembly.